AUGUCGCUCUUCGGCCAACCCAAGACCGGCAGCGUCUGGGGCCAGCAGCAGAGCACGCCGACACCAUCCACGCAGCAAACCAGCAAUCCCUUUGGCCAAACACUGGGAGGCACACCGCAGCGCACCGGGCUCGGCAACAGCUUGAUGUCCCCCCCUCAGCAGACGCAACAGAUGCCGACGCUAUCACAAUCACAGGCUCAGCUGUCUAGCUCGCUGUGGCAGCCUGGCAAGGAGACUCCUCAUCAGAAACCGAUACUCGAACAAAUGAAGCUUGUGACAGAGAAGUGGGAUCCAGCGAACCCCAGCUGCGUGUUCAAGCACUACUUCUACAACAAGGUGGACGAAUCACACAUCCCGUUCUACAAGCCACAGGCGCACGAGGACCCGCGAGAGUGGGAGGAGGCGCUGCAGAGCAAGCCGGGCCCGGAGUUCAUGCCAGUGCUGUGCUCCGGGUACACGGGGGUGGCGGACCGUCUCAAGACGCAGAAGCGGGCGAUGGCUGAGUUCAACACGCGGCUGCACCAGGUCAACGGCAGCCUGGACGCGCUGCUGCAGCGGCACGAGCUGGAGACGGAGGUGCGGGCGCUGGCUGCGCGGCGGCGGCAGGCGGCGAUCCACGCACGGUGCCUGGCGCUGGCGGCGCGGGUGCAGAUCCUGCGCAACCGCGGGUACGCGCUCAGUGGCGACGAGGAUGACCUGAACCGCCGGCUGCAGAAGCUGGAGCGCGAGGUGCAGGACCCGGCCGUCGGCGCGCGCGAGGAGGACCUCUGGAGCCGCCUGAUUAUCCUCCGCGGCUACGCGGACCGGUUGAGCAAGGAUAUAAGCCAGCCGGUGACCGAGGGCGGCGAGCUGGAUGAAGAGACGCAGAACAAGGCAAAGAAGAUUAUGCAAGACUACGAGAAGCAGCUCAAUCACCUGAAGAAAGAGGUCGAGUCGCUGAGUGCAGACUUCGCAGAGUGGGAGGAGAGCCGUAGCUCUAAUGUGCGGACGAGAUAG
This is a messenger RNA of Cordyceps fumosorosea ARSEF 2679, 996 nucleotides long. RefSeq names its product nucleoporin Nup44. Gene Ontology annotation, cellular component: nuclear pore; nuclear pore central transport channel. The coding region runs from base 1 to 996 and encodes 331 amino acids. The transcript has 3 exons. The record is from RefSeq and is a predicted model, not a curated record. Gene Ontology annotation, biological process: protein localization to nuclear inner membrane; nuclear pore organization; NLS-bearing protein import into nucleus. Gene Ontology annotation, molecular function: structural constituent of nuclear pore. NCBI's taxonomy places the organism in Eukaryota, Fungi, Ascomycota, Sordariomycetes, Hypocreales, Cordycipitaceae.